This is a messenger RNA of Caenorhabditis briggsae, 2337 nucleotides long. RefSeq names its product Protein CBR-CZW-1 (gene Cbr-czw-1). Bases 1 to 2337 code for a protein of 778 amino acids. The transcript has 5 exons. Gene Ontology annotation, cellular component: nucleus; RZZ complex; chromosome, centromeric region. The record is from RefSeq and is a predicted model, not a curated record. Lineage: Eukaryota; Metazoa; Nematoda; Chromadorea; Rhabditida; Rhabditidae. Gene Ontology annotation, biological process: mitotic cell cycle; endoplasmic reticulum to Golgi vesicle-mediated transport; mitotic spindle assembly checkpoint signaling.
AUGCCGUCGUCCGAAGGCUCCUAUAGAGAUCUGGAGAAAAAGCUAAAGGAUGGUCUCACUUCGAUUUCGGCCGACAUUGUGGAUAAAUAUGGCAAUUUGAAGGUCGCACUCAAUAUCAACAAUACCGCGAAGCUGAUUUUCGAUCGUCUCGAAAAUUUGGAAGACACCGCUGAAAUGUCUUCUCGUGAGCUUUCAAAUUUAAUUGAGCAAACCGAGAAAGAUAGUCCGGAAAUGCUUGCUGAAAUCAAGACACAAGCUAGGUCAUGCGAAAAUCUCGUGGAAUUUUUGCAAUCAAUGAAAAAAGUGGAGGAACAGCUGAUUAUCAUGCGAAGCAAGACCACAAACCGAAUCGAAUGGGGAAAUGCCAUUCUCGCUUGCAAAGAUUAUCUCAACGAAACGAAUCUGCUUCUCGAAGGAAUUCAAUGCGAAGGAUUUGAUAUGAGCAUUCCGUUGAAGCAUUUUGCAGCUGAAUAUUCAGUGCUCAGUUAUAACUGCCGCUAUCAACUAUCUGCCGAUUAUGACCGCGCUAUGAGCGUUCCAAAGGUGUCCAAGAAACAAGGCGGUGACAAAUCGAAUGUAUCGGUCACGGUAUUGAAUCUUUCAACACCAGAAGAACAGAAGAACAUGAAUGAGACACUGACAGCAAUGAAUAUGAUCGGUCAGCUACCGGAACGGUUGGAUGCAUGGAAGACUGUAAUCCUCAAUGUCUUCUGCGAAGCAAUCGUGUCGAGUCGGGAUGGUGUCGAUGUUUUCUUCGUCGACAACCCGACUCCUGCUCAAACAAGAUUUUUGAUCAAUCAGAAGCCACGUGGAAAGAAAGAUAAACCGAUGGAUGUCGAGAAAGUUCUUCAGUCCAUGGACGUGUUCUUUUCGAAACUGUCAGAUGUACUUAAGUCUCACGAACUUCUCGAUGCUUGUGGCAAAUCCUUUGUGGCAAUGAUCGGCCAUGCAAUUCAACCACAACUAAACGAAAUGAUCCUCAAGGAUGUAGUCGCAAUUGCUGCUCCAGUCACUGAAACUGCCGAGGAAGACCAAGAAAUGUUCCUUCGCUUAUUGCAGUUCGGCGAAGACUUCGUUGAGAAUAUGAAAACUCUUGGUUUCUUCUCCCCAGACGCAAAGUUGCUUUUCUCACUCGACACUGACACUAUUUUUGUAACACGCCGCUGUUUUGCAAUUGUCUCGAAAGCCAAUAAGCUGAUCAAUGAGACAUAUGAUAAAUUGGUAACUGUUGGAGUCGAUGAUACAGCUGUGAAGGAUAUUGAUCUGCUAUCGAAGGCCCAUACACAUGCAGAACUGUAUGCUAAGGAGUACGGAAACGAUCUUGCCCGCCUUUGGAGUCACAACGAAGAGUCGCAGUUCCCAUCUUUCUUCGCUUUCCAAAAGUGUACUGUAAGUGCAUCAACAAUCAGUUUUGUGAAUCUACUACGAGAUAAUGUCAAAGCGGCAUUCGCCUGUGAAGAUGAAGGAGCUCGAGCUAAAUUGGCACUUACAGCUGAGAACAUCGUUCGUCUCUACGUAAUUCAGUCACCACGAAAGCACGCUGAACUGUUCAGUUCCAUUCCGAACAUGUCCGCCAUUUUCUACAAUAACUGCCAUUAUAUUUCUCACUGUAUUAUGACUAUGUCAUUCGAAGCGAGCGGUGAAAAUCAAAAAACACUGCUUGAGCCUCUUCUUGUUGACUCCGUUAUCAGAUUGCGGAACGUCGCUGCAGAUUGUAUGGAGAAAACAUUGACAAGAUGCAGACGAGAGAUGUCAGCCUAUUUGGAGGAUCACAGUAUUUUUGAGCACUUGCCAGCCAGUUACAAAACAACGAAGAGCACCUUCGCAACACCUGAUCAAAUGGUCGAGAUGGCUGACCUUUUAGUGCCGAAAGAAGAACCAAAAAUGAUUAAAUGUCUGGCUGCCUGUCUCUUACAUAUCCGCCUGAUUGCUCAGAAUCUUCGAGAACCACUAACCGAAGUGGUGUACUGCAAAGUCAUUGGAUCACUAAUAUCAUUCCUUCUGGAUUCCCUUGUUCGACAUGUCGUCACAACAUCAGAUUUCCGAGAGAAUGAUGCCAAUGUGAUGGCAGAUGUCUUCAAACGGCUGCUUGAAGUUGUUGCCAACAUUGUCACAUACCGAGAGCAAUCGAAAGUCACUGAUUUCUGCGCACGAGAAUAUUUCCGUCUGAACGAGAUAGUUUUCGUGUUAGGAAACCGAAUGCAGGACAUCGAACACCGUUGGUUCAACGCAAAGGGUCCAAUGGCCGAGCAUCUCAGCCGAUCAGAAGUCGUUGGCCUCAUCAAAGCUCUGUUCGCCGACUCCCAACACCGCACCGACCUUAUUGCUCGCUUGUAG